AUGAAAUUUUUCAAUAAAAAUAUUUUAAGUUAAAACUAAUAAUAGUUUUUAAUAAAAUUGAAUAACUUUAGAAUUGUUUAAAUAAAUUUAUUGUUUCAUAAAAAUGAGUGUAAAAAAUCAGAAUGGGAAACAAAUUCAUGAGAAUUUGCAAACCGCAGAAAAAUUAAAUUGGUGGGUGAUUUUCAUUGCAGUGCUAGCUUUAACAUUCUUUAGCCGAUAUUAUAAAGUAACCGAACCGGACCAUGUUUGCUGGGAUGAAACUCAUUUUGGUAAAAUGGGAAGUUGGUAUAUUAAUCGAACUUUCUUCUUUGAUGUUCAUCCACCAUUAGGAAAGAUGCUAAUUGGUUUAUCAGGAUUACUUACUGGUUAUGAUGGUAAUUAUCCGUUUGAAAAACCUGGUGAUAAAUACAAUGAAACAAGAUAUGAAGGAAUGCGAAUCUUUUGCACAACCCUGGGAGCGUUAGUUGUUCCAAUGGCAUUCGAUACUGUUUGGGAUUUAACAGGAUCUAAUAAAGCUUCUAUAAUUGCAGCAGCUUAUUUAAUAUUUGAUGUUGGUAUGCUUACAUUAAAUCAAUAUAUCCUUUUGGAUCCAAUUUUAUUAUUCUUUAUGGUUGGUUCUGUAUGGGGUAUGAUUAAAAUAUCAAAAUUAACACAAAUGAAUGAAUCUUAUACCAAAUCAUGGUGGUUGUGGUUAUUUUUCACUGGAACAAUGCUAUCAUGUACAAUUAGCACAAAAUUUGUUGGAUUAUUCGUUGUUCUUUUAGUUGGUUUACACACAAUUAGUGAAUUAUGGACAAUAUUGGGAGAUCUGAAUAAACCAAUUACUGAGACAAUUAAACAGUUAAUUUGCCGUGGAAUCACUUUAAUCAUAUGGCCAAUCAUUUUAUAUAUAACUUUCUUUUAUAUCCACUUAAUAGUAUUAAAUCGUAGCGGUAAUGGUGAUGGAUUUUAUAGUUCAGGAUUUCAGUCUAGACUAAUUGGUAAUUCUUUGUAUAAUGCAAGUAUGCCAAGGGAAGUAGCAUAUGGUUCAAUUGUUACAAUAAAAAAUCGUAAAACAGGCGGUGGUUAUUUGCAUUCACAUUCACAUUUAUAUCCAAAGGGUGUUGGAAGUAGACAACAACAGAUAACAACUUAUACACACAAAGAUUACAACAAUAAAUGGGGAGUGAAGCAUUAUGAUGUAGAAUCUCGUCCAGGAGUGCAAAUUCUUAAACAUGGUGAUUUGGUUCGUCUAGAACAUGUACCUACUAGACGUAAUUUACAUUCACAUAGAGAACCGGCACCAUUAACUAAAAAGCAUCAUCAGGUUACUGGCUAUGGAGAGGAUGGUGUAGGUGAUGCUAAUGAUGUUUGGAGAAUAUUUAUUGUUGGUGGGAAGGAAAAUGAUACAGUAUUGACUGUAACUACAAAAUUUAUUCUAGUACAUUAUUUACAAAAUUGUGCGUUAACAUCAACUGGUAAACAAUUACCAGUAUGGGGUUUUGAGCAACAAGAAGUAACAUGUAAUCCUAAUGUAAGAGAUAAAAAUGCAUUUUGGAAUGUUGAAGAAAAUAUUAAUGAAAAUUUACCAAGUGUCAAUUUUGCUAUAUAUGGACCAGGAUUUUUUGAAAGAUUUCUUGAAUCUCAUGCUGUUAUGUUUCAAGGUAAUGCUGGUCUUAAACCAAAAGAAGGAGAAGUAACAAGUAGACCAUGGCAAUGGCCAAUCAACUAUAGAGGACAAUUCUUUUCGGGACCUCCUUAUCGUAUCUAUUUGCUAGGAAAUCCAAUAAUCUGGUGGAGCAAUUUAAUGUUUUUGUUACUGUUUUUAAUCGUUUUCUUUAUAACCGCUAUUAAAGAAAGACGUCAAGAAGGUCAUUUUAAUAGAAAAAGAAUAAUGAUGGAAAAAGAAGAAAAGGAUAAAAUAAAAAUAAAAGAGAAAAUAAUAACUGAAUUAGCUGAAGAGGAACAACAGGAGAACCGAGAUGAUAAUAUAAAGACAAGUAAAAUAAGUAAAUAUUCAACAAUUUUAACUGAUGCUUCUACAACAAAAAUAAUAAGUGCAGAUACACAUAAAACGGAAAAAGGGAUUCAAAUUCGAAAAUAUCAGAAACAACAACAGCAACAACAAAAUCAAAAACUUAAACAACAUGAUGAUUCUAUUUCAACGUUCUCAAGCAAUAAUGACAAUAUUAUUAAUGAAAAAGGAAAUGGUACUGAUAGCAAAGAUAUUGGCAGGGAUCCUAAUUUGCAACAGCGAAAAUAUCAAAAAAAUAAUAAUAUUACUGACAAUAGCAUCAAAAAUAGUAGUGUUACUGGUGGUACCAUCAUAAUCAGUAAAUCAGCGAAGAAUGAACAAGUUGACGUUAAAAGAAAAUCUUUAAAUGCAGCUGCAUGGCUUUUUAUCGGUUGGUUAUUCCAUUAUUUACCAUUUUGGGCAAUGGGUAGAGUUUUAUAUUUUCAUCAUUAUUUUCCAGCUUUAAUAUUCAAUUCAAUGUUAACAGGUGUGAUGUUCAAUUAUAUAACUGAACGUUUACCAAGUUGGUUACAGCAUACAAUUUUGGGUAUUUUAUUAUCAAUUUUAGUUUACAGUUUUAUGCUAUUUUCACCACUUUCAUAUGGAAUGACAGGACCAUUAGCUAAUGAACCAAAUUCUACAAUGUAUGGCCUCAACUGGAUGUCCACAUGGGAAUUUUAACAGAAAUAAAUAUAGCAAAAUAAAAAAUAAAAAAAAAAGAGAGAAGCAAGAAAAUUUAUUGUUGUUUGUUGUCAUAAUACAAUAUAUUUUUAUACAUGUUAUAUACAUACUUAUAUAUUUAUGUAAUUUUUGUGUAUGUCGUUAUAAAUGUCCAGCAUAUACGUAUAUUUGUACAUAAUAUUUAUAUAUUUAUUUUUUUUAUAUUAAAAUUGAAAUUUUUGUUCAUUAUGUUGUAUACAAUACAGUAAAUGAUUGUCAUUAUCGUUAUAUAAUCAUAAU
Molecule: messenger RNA, 2953 nt
Organism: Condylostylus longicornis
Lineage: Eukaryota; Metazoa; Arthropoda; Insecta; Diptera; Dolichopodidae
Gene: twisted
Product: protein O-mannosyl-transferase 2
Exons: 13
Coding region: 104-2674 (856 amino acids)
Biological process (GO): protein O-linked glycosylation via mannose
Cellular component (GO): endoplasmic reticulum; membrane
Molecular function (GO): dolichyl-phosphate-mannose-protein mannosyltransferase activity
Source: RefSeq, a predicted model, not a curated record